Gadus chalcogrammus (walleye pollock) is the source of this 1071-nucleotide messenger RNA. RefSeq names its product green-sensitive opsin-like. The transcript has 5 exons. Gene Ontology annotation, cellular component: membrane; photoreceptor outer segment. Bases 1 to 1071 code for a protein of 356 amino acids. Gene Ontology annotation, molecular function: G protein-coupled receptor activity. NCBI's taxonomy places the organism in Eukaryota, Metazoa, Chordata, Actinopteri, Gadiformes, Gadidae. The record is from RefSeq and is a predicted model, not a curated record. Gene Ontology annotation, biological process: G protein-coupled receptor signaling pathway; phototransduction; visual perception.
AUGGGCUGGGACAGUGGACACAAUGAGCCUAACGGCACAGAAGGAAAGAACUUCUACAUCCCCAUGUCCAACAGGACUGGGAUUGUACGAAGCCCCUUCGAAUACCAGCAGUACUAUCUUGCCGAUCCCAUCAUGUUCAAGAUGUUGGCUGUCUACAUGUUCUUCCUGAUCUGCACCGGAACCCCCAUCAACGCUCUCACGUUGAUGGUCACCUUCCAGAACAAGAAGCUCCAACAACCCCUGAACUUCAUCCUGGUCAACCUGGCUGUGGCUGGUCUCAUCAUGUGCUGCUUCGGCUUCACCAUCACCAUCACAUCUGCCCUCAACGGCUACUUCAUCCUGGGAGCGACCGCGUGCGCCGUGGAGGGAUUCAUGGCUACGCUAGGAGGUGAAGUAGCUCUGUGGUCCCUGGUGGUCCUGGCUGUGGAGAGAUACAUUGUGGUCUGCAAACCCAUGGGAAGCUUCAAGUUCACCAACACCCACGCCGGUGCCGGAGUUGCUUUCACCUGGUUCAUGGCUUUCACUUGCGCCGGCCCACCGCUGUUCGGAUGGUCCAGGUACCUCCCAGAGGGCAUGCAGUGCUCCUGUGGACCAGACUACUACACCCUGGCUGAAGGCUACAACAACGAGUCAUUCGUCAUCUACAUGUUUACUGUCCACUUCCUCGUUCCAGUCUUCCUCAUCUGCUUCACCUACGGAAGCCUUGUGCUGACCGUCAAAGCUGCUGCAGCCCAGCAGCAGGAGUCCGCCUCCACCCAGAAGGCUGAGAAGGAAGUGACCCGCAUGUGCAUCCUGAUGGUCUUUGGCUUCCUGGUGGCAUGGACCCCAUAUGCCUCGCUGACCGCCUGGAUCUUCUUCAACAGGGGAGCCAGUUUCACUGCCAUCGGCAUGGCCGUCCCUGCCUUCUUUGCAAAGAGCUCAGCGCUGUACAACCCCGUCAUCUAUGUGCUGUUCAACAAGCAGUUCCGUAACUGCAUGCUCAGCACCAUUGGAAUGGGAAGCGCCGUGGAUGAUGAGUCCUCAGUGUCUGGCAGCAAGACAGAAGUCUCCAGUGUGUCCACAGCCUCGUAA